GGAGUACGAACGUAACAGCCUGUUAGAGUUUUUCUUUCGUCAAUAUUGGUGCUAUCGUUUCGUCAUAGUCACCUAUUUAAUUCUCAUAUCCGUUAAUUAUGCAUUAGCUUAUUCCCAACUUUUGGAUUUGUUUUGAAAUUCAUUCUUUAUAAGUAAUGCAUAUUUUUGAUUAGUAUCUCAUUAGUAUCUCAUUCGUCGAAUUGAACAUUUAAAUCUGAAAUCUAGUUCGUAGUUCGUAUAAUCUAUCUUAUUAUAACUUCGUAUAAUCUAUAUAUUUAUGCUGAGAUUUGCAUGGUUUAUAAGUUUCUAAUUCCAUUUUGUAAUCUCUCCGUAAUAAUCAUAACAUUUUGUUCAUAAUUGAAUACUGAGGACCUAAAUGAGAAUCUCCAUUCACUAUAAAACAAAGUACGCGAGGUGAAUUAUACCUGAUUUAUUUUGUCCUAUAUAAUAGUUAGUACUUAGUGGGGACACUCAUAAGUUUCUUGCUCUAUUAAAUACCUCACACUUUUAUCUUAUUGGUGGCCCCAUUAUUACAGUCAGAGGCCAGUGUGGUAAUUAACAGUUGGUCCUUAGAGCAGUACUGAAGAUAUUUAUUUUCCAUCUCCAGAUCCAAUUAACAAUAAUAAUAAACCUAAAUUUCUAGAUUAACAGAUUAACGGAUAAUCUCACGUAACAGGCUAUCAAACCUUGAGGUUUCUACCUAUUUAUGCACUGAACCAUUCUACAUUUCCCAAAGAUCACAUACUCUACCUGCUGAUUGCUCAGACAUCAUACAAAAUAACCAUUCAUUUUUUAGAAAACCCCAUAAGAUCAAGUUCAAGCACUUGACAGUAGUAUCCAAGGUGUCCACCAACGUAGGCGGAAUUAGUCACGUGAUCAAACACCGGCUCCUCAUUGGCUGUCUCACCACUGUAGGCCACGCAAUAGGUCUUUCCCACCUUGCCAGCAUUAUGCUUGUUAACGUUGAGCGGUAUAUUAUCACGCUAGCACGUCCGAAUACACGCACUGUUGGCACACACUCGCUCAGUACACUAUAUUAUAGUUCUCUGAUAAGAUAUUACCUUGUGUUUUUGAAGACCGUGUGUACUCAUCAAGUUUUCAGUUAUGUGUAAUGACGACCACGCUUAUUCUAUCUAUAUUGUCUCUUGUCAGCCUGACAUCCUCUUUCACACAGUCCACCAACCUACCAGUUUGCUCGCCACCGCCACAAGAUGAUUCCCCGACUAUUCAGUGUAACUUCUGCCACCUUGCCUUCAGAAACCCUACUGACCCUGACCCUUGCUCCAGUUUUACCAGAAGUUUAGACCUGAGAAGCCAGUACUCCAAAACACGACACAGAACCAGAACAGCGGGGGCAGAUGAAGAUAAACAGAUCCCUUCACUAAAGAUAACAGAAGAACCUCCCAACUCUGUGGAUGUCAUGGAAGGAGAAUCAGCUGUUAUAACUUGUAGAGCAAAGAGUGAGAAUACUGAGAAUAUUGGGUACAGUUGGGAAUAUGCCAACUCUGACAGAGUCAUUGAGGAAAUACCAAAAGGAGUAGAGACCCAAGGAAAUAAACUGUCCAUCGGUAACAUGACACAGGAACAUUCUGGCUGGUACCAGUGUUCCGCUAGUGACGGCAGCAACCGGGCUCUCUCCAGGAAAACUAAGCUUAACCUAGUUUAUUUUAACGACACGUUUGAGGACGAGCCUGAGAGUAUGACAGUACCCAGUGGGACCCUAAUUGUGACACUCACCUGUAGCCCACCAAACUCCUACCCUCCGGCUAUUGUCACGUGGUUCAAGGACGGACGGGAACUAAAAGCAGAGAACGCACUGAGAAUACCAACAGGGUCACUGGCAAUACACCACGUGACUGAGGACAAUGAUGGACUUUACCAUUGUGAAGCUAAAAACGAACUGCUCGAUGUUAAAGCGGCCAGCAAGAAAGUUACCCUUUCUAUUAUUACACCAGCAAUAACCCCAAAACCCCACCUGCCUGAGAAGAUGUGGGGAGAUACGGAGAUCUACACGACAGAAGGAGAAACAAUAGACAUUACAUGUGGGGUAUACGGGGAGGACCAGCCCAACAUCAUGUGGUACAAGGGAACUAACCAGAAGAUUACUGAUAACCUCGUGUCUUUCUCUCGCUUCUCUAUCAGCGACGACCAGUACAAGCUGACGAUAGAGAAUGUGAAGAUGUCAGAUGCGGCGACCUAUAUUUGUGUUUCCAGCAACUCUGUAGGCCCCGACAAAGUGCCCAGCAACACCAUACUUUGGGUCAUAUCCGAGUUAAGGUACACAAAACCGCUGACAGACAGAGUGCUGGUGAAGCAGGAUAACUUUGAGUUGAAGUGCGAGGUUACUAGUAACCCUCCAGUUACUAUUGAGUGGUUCGCAGACGGUCAGAAACUCGUACGACAAAACAAUCACGUGGAUUGGGGCACUACAAUAGACAAAAUAGACGGAGGAGAGUUCGCAACUAAAAGCACACUCUACGUCACCAAAUCAGUGGUUGAUGAUACCGGGCUGUAUCAGUGUUUUGCCUUCAACCAACACCAAACUGCCAUGACCAGCGGCAGCGUCUUCAUCAGCUCUGUGUUAGAGUUUGAAGAGGCUCACUUCAUAACCUCUGAUAAAAUGUACGUGGAGGACGGGAAUGAGGGUUUCGUGAAGUGUGGAGCUCAGGGGUCCCCCAAACCCCAGGUUCAGUGGGUCGGACUGGAUAGGAAGUAUACUAAUACUGGUUCUACUUCUGAGGGAACGAAAGGUUUAUCCUCGACAGUGGAACUAAGUUUCCCAAUAGGCCCCCUUUUUCUGAAUGAGUCAGGGAAGCACGUCUUCACGUGUCUAGCCAGCAACCAACACCGUGGAGUGGAAUAUUCUAAGAUAAGAGAAAUAGAGGUGAUAGUGGGCUACCCGGCUCAGUGGGUAAAUGGAACCUGGCCGGUAGUGGAGACCGCUAAAGGGGAGUCGGCGGUGCUCGCUUGCCAGUUCUCUGGGAUCCCCAAACCUGUUGUCAGUUGGAAGAGAAACGGAGUUAGCUUACCGAUAGUUGACGAUAAGGGGAACUCCAACCACGUGCUUCAAAAAGACGGAGCACUCCUGGUAGCAUCAGCAGCAAACAGUGACCAUACCAUGUUUACUUGUGUAGGAACUAACGGCUUCAACAGUGCCCCCAAAGAUAUUCAGCUCAUUGUUGCCUCGGGGGUAAUGUCUGUGGCUGCAGCAUCAGGAUUGGGUAUUGGAAUCAUCCUCCUAAUCUGCUUCAUUCUGCUGAUCAUGAUCCUGCUGUAUCGUUAUCAGCGCAGAAAGAAGAAAGUGGAUGUUGCUGUCAGUCAUAAUGGAAAUGGUAUAGACUCAGUGUACGCCAAUAGUAAAGCUGCAGAGUUACUUAAAGAAGAGGAAGAAGCUAAGCGUCUAGCAGAAGAACAGCGACGUCGAGAGGAAGAAAAGAAGAGAGAGGAGGUAGAAAGACGGCGUCGUGAGGAAGAAGAGGCCGAGAGAAUAAGGCGGGAAGCUGAGGAAGCAGAAAGAUUGAGGCAAGAAGAGGAAGAGAGAUUGCGUUUAGAGGCAGAGAAGGAGAAAUUGCGUUUAGAGGCAGAGGCAAAAGCACGACGUGACGAAGAAGAAAAGGAUAUGCUUGAAGCUGAGAUACUGGCCAGACGAGAAGCUGAAGCAGCAGAAGCUGAGCGCCUAAGAUUAGAAGAAGAAGAAAAGGCACGACUAGAAGCCGAAGAAGCUGAACGUUUGAGGCUAGAAGAAGAAGAAAAGGCCAGAUUAGAAGCCGAAGAAGCUGAACGUUUGAGAAGAAGAAGAAGAAAAGUCAGAUUAGAAGCCGAAGAAGCUGAACGAUUAAGAUUAAAAGAAGAAGAAAAAGCACGACUUGAAGCAGAGGAAAAGGCACGUCUUGAAGCCGAAGAAGCUGAACGUUUGAGGCUAGAAGAAGAAGAAAAGGCCAGAUUAGAAGCCGAAGAAGCUAAACGUCUGAGUUUAGAGGAAGAAGAAAACGCCCGAUUAGAAGCCGAAGAAGCUGAACGAUUGAGAUUAGAAGAAGAAGAGAAGGCCCGAUUAGAAGCCGAAGAAAAGACCCGCCUCGAGGCCGAAGAAGCUGAACGUUUGAGAUUAGAGGAAGAAGAAAAGGCCCGAUUAGAAGCCGAAGAAGCUGAACGAUUGAGAUUAGAAGAAGAAGAGAAGGCCCGAUUAGAAGCCGAAGAAAAGGCUCGCCUUGAGGCCGAAGAAGCUGAACGUUUACGGUUAGAAGAAGAAGGAAAGGCCCGAGUAGAAGCUGAAGAAACAGCCAGACUUGGAGCUGAAGAAGCUGAACGUUUAAAGCUAGAGAGAGAAGAGCAAGCCCGUCUAGUAGCUGAGGAAAAGGUUCGUUUAGAAGCUGAAGAAAAGGCUCGUUUAGAAGCUGAAGAAGCAGAACGUUUAAGGUUGGAGGAGGAAGAGAGACUUCGAAAAGAAGAAGAAGAAAGAUUAAGAUUAGAAGCAGAAGAAAAAGCUAGAUUAGAGGCCGAGGAAAAGGCCAGGUUAGAAGCCGAAGAGAAAGCCAGAUUAGAAGCCGAAGAAAAUGCUCGAUUAGAAGCCGAGGAGAGGGCUAGACUCGAGGCCGAAGAGAAAGCGAGACUAGAAGCGGAGGCAAUACAACGGAUAGCUGUUGAGAAGGCUAGGAUGGAAGCGGAAGAAGCUGAAAGGCUUCAAAUGGAGGAGAAUCGACUAAAAGAAGAGGAGGAGAGAAUCCUCAUGAUGCAACGAAAAGAACAGGAGGAAAGACUCAGACGGGAAGAAGAUGAGCGGCAAGCUCGCGAAGCAUUCGAGCAGGAAGAAGAAGCAGAAGCAGAAAGGAAAGCGGCAGAGAAGGAGGCAGCUCGAGAAGAAGCACAACGAAAACUUGAUGAAGACACCGCUAGAGCGAGAGCAGAGGAAGAAGCUGCUCUCAGAAAACAGAAGGAUAUCCAUAAUAGAAAUCAGGAACUUGCUGAGAAAGAGUUUAGGGCUGCCAAGGCUGCCGAGGUUCAAGCUGAGCAAUCUGUUCAAGAAUCAAAGAGUGACCGAGAACUGGAGAUAGCCAACAGGAUGAGAGACGGAGCUCUGGUGCGAGCUCAAAGAGCCACCAUCAACAAGGAUCUGGCAGAUGCUACUGUUACUAGAGAUGUGAAGAAACUUAAACCGAUGAUCAGCAAGGCUGAGAAGAAACGAGUCAACGGGACGGAAAACUACCUUCUCCAGGCCAAGAAACUGUACGAGCAAUUACAGGCUGCCACACAGUUACAGGGCGCUACAUUUGACAGGAGAAUAGCCGACAUCGAGUCUGCCAUACAUGCUAUAAAGAAGGGAGGAUUUGAGACUCUCUUGGCUGUGGAACUGCUAGAAGCUCAGGUGUUACUAAAGAAGCUGAAGAGGAUUCAGAAGGCAGCAUUGGAGGUAGCUAAACUGUCCCAACAGACUAUAGCUAUUAUGAAGAGUUACAACAAGCCACCAGAUGUCGUCACUCAGGUGAUGAGGUCAGUCUUCCUGUUGCUAGGAAACAAGUCAAGCGAGUUACAGACUUGGCCCGAUAUCCUGAUACAGCUGAACAAGAUCGGGAAAAUAAACACUAAAAGAAGGAUCCAGUGCUGUGUCCCAGAGGACAUUGACUACAGUGCUGCUCAGAAGGUUGAGCUGAUACUGUGUAAGUACGAUGAAGAGUUGGUGUUCGACACAACGCAAGCUUUGGGUGUCUUCUACAAUUGGGCUGAAUGCAUUGCGGACGAAAGGUUGGCAUUACCAGUAAAGAUAACCGAGAAGAACAAAUCUAGCGGUUUAUUCGGAGCAGCAAGACCACCUCCACUACAAGAAGGAGGGAUAGUCGCUUCAGGGACUCCUCCCACUAAAAAGAAGAAAUUCAAACCUCCACCAGAUACUGCCGGCUCUAAAGGGAAGAAAGAGGGGAAGAAAAAGAAAAAGUCUGCAGUUGCUGCAAACGGUAGUAUCAGCCAGUCAAAUCUGCCACCCCCUCCGAAAUUCCUUUUUAAUGGUGAUCGGUGACAGUCGUGUCUAGUAUCUAGGUUUUAUAUCGACCAGUUUUGUGAUGAUUUUAUCGUUUCGCCAAGAAGGUAGAUGAAUAAGAGAUGUAUUGACGAUCAGUUUUCAGAAUUAUAGGUGAAACAUGCACAUCACGCUGCAAAUUAAGUGCAAUAUUUGUGUGCUUUGCUGGAAACAAAGCCAUUUCAAGGACUUGAUUUCGAUCUUCUCUCCACUGAUUUGAUGAAAAGCUGCGUGAUGUUUUGAUAAUUGAAUUGUGUUGCAUGUUCUGAACACUCCCAGCACUGUACAGCCGUCUGUACUGAAGAGACUAUAAACUUAACGCAUUUGACUUUUGUACAAACUUUUUAUGUAUGGUAUGAUUUUUUGAUACUUUCUUAAUUUAUUUUAAAAUUCUGUUUUCUAUUUUAAAAGUUGGCAGAUUAAGCUACAUAU
Molecule: messenger RNA, 6442 nt
Organism: Bolinopsis microptera
Lineage: Eukaryota; Metazoa; Ctenophora; Tentaculata; Lobata; Bolinopsidae
Biological process (GO): cell-cell adhesion
Cellular component (GO): plasma membrane; cell-cell junction
Molecular function (GO): cell adhesion molecule binding
Source: RefSeq, a predicted model, not a curated record